Molecule: messenger RNA, 4672 nt
Organism: Camponotus floridanus (Florida carpenter ant)
Lineage: Eukaryota; Metazoa; Arthropoda; Insecta; Hymenoptera; Formicidae
Gene: Glut4EF
Product: zinc finger protein 395
Exons: 9
Coding region: 958-2880 (640 amino acids)
Biological process (GO): regulation of transcription by RNA polymerase II
Cellular component (GO): nucleus
Molecular function (GO): DNA-binding transcription factor activity; RNA polymerase II cis-regulatory region sequence-specific DNA binding
Source: RefSeq, a predicted model, not a curated record
UUGGCAGUCUGUCCUCUCAGUCCCUCCCGGUCGCUCAGCUGUGCAUCACAUGUCGGGUAGCGCGAGUCCUUCUCCCGUACGGAUCACUGUUAAACGCACGACCGCGACCCGGUUAAGCCGUCGUCCAGCUUCGGAUUACCGUCUUCUAUCAUCGGCGCGCGUCAGCCCCGUAUUAUUAUGCUGUCAGCCAACGUGUGCACGCCAACGCAUCGCCACGAAUCGAUCACGAAGUGCCUCGAAUAUGCGGACGGCGUGACGAACGCGGGCGACGGUGCACGCCGCUUUGUUGAUACGCUGAGUUCUGUGUUCAGGCCGCGGAGGCCGCCGCGUCCCUCCAACGUCUAGAGACUCCUUCCCUUCCUUUCCCCCCGCCCGCAAAUUUAAACUGCCACCGCCGCCGGCGGCAGGCACAUACCGGUGUGAUCAGUGCGUGACGAAAAGUUGGACGGUACGAUGACCUAAAGCGGGAUAGAAGAGAGCGAGUGUGUGAGAGAGAGAGAGAGAGAGAGCGAGCGAUAAAGCGAGCGUUCCCUUGGAAUUUAACCGUGGUGGCCGAGUGAGCCGGCGUCCUUAGGGGGGUGCGCGUCGAACACGCUUGGCAAGCGUGCGCGUGUUGUAUCCUCGAGCUUGAAAUUUCGAACUCUCGCGUCGUCUUGGCUACGCGCGCUCCCGCAUCCGGGGUGACUCUGUGGAUCCGCGAGUGCGCCGUAUCCUCGUGUCCUCGUGUCGACCGUCCCCUCGAACACUGUUGAACGGAGCGUGCUCCGAGAGGAGGACGUCUGUCAAGUGCCACGUGCAACGGGACACUCCGCGCGAGAGGAAGACGGGCGAUCGUCCUCGUCGAGGGAAUCGAUCCAUUCAUCGAUUCGCGAGCAAGGUCUAAGAGAGAGAGAGAAAACAGGCAUCCCGACCACCGAGCGAUAUCGCGUCGUCGGCAGAAGCUCUGAGAAGCGAAUAAUGUCGACGGGCAAGAGGCUAGCGAAGCGCAGCAUAAUCGGCACCAGGGUGUGCGCUCCCGGCGAGGACGGCAAGUACUACAGCGGCGCCAUUUACGCGGUGAAGACGCCGCAGGCCGCGUCCGCCUCCGCCUCCGAGUCGCCGCCGGGCCAGAAGAGCGUGACGCCGAAGACCCUCUACUCCGUGCGCUUCGACGCCGUCCCGGGUGGAUGCCCGCCGAACCCCAGCACCGAGUACUCGGAUCGCGACCUCAUCGGCCCCGGCUUCGGUUCCGUCACCAGCGCCCGGCUGGUACCCGGUCAGAAGGUAUACCUGACGUACAACGGUAGGGAGAUCCACGCGGAGGUCACGGAACAUCGCCAGCAUCUCGACGAGGUGGACGUGGUCAUUGCCCCGAACGGACAAGAGGCGUGUCAUCGCAAGAUAUACAAGCGCAGCACGGACGGAAGUUUAAGGAAGUGGCAAAGUGAGAUGCACGAGUUUAAACAAGGAGCGAAGGGCACCAUGAGCCUAACCAAACGCAUAGACGAGAUCAGGUUGCUCGAAUCACGUAAGAGUGCCCGACUGGCUGAUCAAGACACGGAUUUUGCCAGACUCGCCGAUAUGGCUGGCGAUCGUAAGCGAGCGUCCUCCCACUCCAUCGACGUGCCACACGUGAUGGCAUCCAGGAAACGACGGCCGAGCUCGAACAAUGAUUCCGAACGGAUGUACAGCGGUUGGGGCGAGAGGGUGCUCUGCGGACGUGAGGGUUGUCGCACCAACGAACGCGGUGAUUGCAUGGACGAAUGCGCCGCGGCCCUGGUCCUUAUGUCACUCUCGUGUUCACCUCACAGUCCUCACAACCCCCCGCCACUUCACUGCCAAUACAAUUAUGCGCAAAUCCUUGAAUUUUUUCGAGCUUGCGCGAUAAUUGAAGAAAUGAACCUGAAGGGAAUACGAUCUGCGACAGGUUCCUGGGGGAGUCGUGGAGGCGGAGGUGGAAGUAUGGUCGCCGGUUCGCCCGGCGUCGGCGGCAUGUCAAACAGCAGUAGCAGCAGCGGGGCUUCCUGGCGAAGCGGUACCCCCAGUCCACCCCUUAGCGAGGAGGGUGUACCGACCAGGAGUUCGCCAUGCCCGACGACCUCGCAUCCCUCGCACAAUCAACCCCACUAUCCUUACAACGCGUCCGGCUCGUCGUCAAGCAGUACUCCCGGCUCGAGCACGUUAGACGAGGGAAUAGUACCCGACUACAUCGAGGAGCAGCACCCACGUAAGAAGAUUCGAGCGAAAGUAAACCAGGACCCGAUCGAGACGGAACCAGGCGCUUGCGCGACUUUCGAAAGCGAACAGGCAAAUGCAGCGGUGGUCUUUAAGUGCGCUUGGCCAGGCUGCUUGGAAAUCAAAGCGACCGUCGUGCUCAUCGAAGAACAUGUACGCCAAUCACAUCUGGGUCCAAAAAAGUCAAAGGGAUGCGACGAGGACAUGUCCGUUCACGAGGAAGACGAUAUGUCCGUUCACGAGGAGGAAUUUUAUUACCAAGAAGUUGCUGUGGAUCACAUGAGCUCGCCUCCCACAAUGUCUCAUCGGGAUAUGGCGAGACCGCCGCACGAGGAUCCAGAGUAUCAGAAGCAGCUUCGUCUUGAAGCGGCUCCUACCACGAGUAACUACAUCGAGAACGUGAUAGUUGGUGUCAGGGAACCAAACAGCGCGUUUACGAUCUCACAAUCGCCGGGUACGCCCAACAAGCACAUCAAACUGUCCCCGCGGCCAUUGCAAGCGUGUCACCAACAAAACAUGACAGCGUCCACGGGCAAGCCGUCCUCCCCGCGACGAACGCGCAGCGAUGUUAAAAAGUGUCGCAAGAUCUACGGUAUGGAUGCACGCGACCUUUGGUGUACUCAGUGCAGGUGGAAGAAAGCCUGCACCCGUUUUUGCAGCGAAUAGGCCAAGCGUCCGCCCCGUUCGUACGUCCGUGGGCGGAAACCCUUGUCAAAUCGACCUCAGAGUUUGCCAAUGCUACGUUGAACAUUAACAUCAACUGCCAAAUACCAAUCAUCGUCGAAGAAAGCGAAGCGUUGAAAAGGCUUUCACGAUCUGGAACACGAGGCCGCCCCCGUUAUUGCCGAUUGUUGUAGCGAAAACGUUAUAUCCUGUAGGAUAUUACUUCACCAGUACCACUCAUAAGAAAGCAAAGCUCAUCAAAUAAGCACCUCUUCCUCUUGUUUUCCAUUUUGUUUUCCGUCGUCGGGACGACAAACACCAGUUUUGGAAAACGUAAACGUCACUCUACAAUGAUUGGCGGGUGGUUCUGAGGGCUGAUAUUCGUGUAUGAAGUAACAUCUUUCUCAGUCUAAUUAACUCGUAGAGGGAAUUCACGAUGAAAGGUUUAUCUGAACGAUUUCUGCCCGUUCGUAUUUUGCAUUUGGCAAACUCCGACCGAAUCCCUUAGCCGUAACGAGGGACUUUUCGAUUAAUAGGUAGCGAAUAAUUGGCGUGCGGAGCGAGGCAAUUUUAGACUGUUGCAUUCUUUGCGUUCUCAGAAGAGAACGCGAAACACGGCCUCGCUCCCAACUUCGCCCGACAAUGAGAACCUUUUGGUUCGAUACGUAUUAUACGAGAUACGCACUCGGAGUGAGCAUGCAUGUUCUUCGAAGCGUCGUUUCCCGAAUCGUUUCUUAGAUCACUGCAAUAGAUCUUCCUUCUUCCGCCAAGAGCGCGAUCGUGACGCGCUCUCGGUAAUGACGGAACUAGAGGCGUCGAGCCUCAGGGAUGCCGAUCCCUGGGGAACGAUCGAAUCUAACGGACGAAGGAAAGACCGGCGAAUCGAUGUUCGGUCUGACCGAUGUUCAAUGCUAAACGAACGCAGACAGGCAAGUUAAAGAGUGUCGCGUGAAAAAAAUAAAGCUACUAUUUGUGAUAUUGUAUCUAAAUUUAUUGAAUCUGUGCCGCGAAUCGAACAGGAAAGCGCAAGGAUGGGUAAAGGCGUAAAGAAAUGAGAAAAAAAAGAGAAACAAAAUUUUAUACACCAAUUAUACUGCCAGAUAAAUAAUUCAAAAAUUGUUGUUCAAACCUCUCUCGCACGUUAGAGAGGCAUUAUAUGUUGCACGGCAUGCGUCGCCGUAUACCGGGCUUAGCCUUGUUAGCCUUCCGACGACCUAAGACCGUGUUCGCCAACAAAGGAGCUGCACGCGCAUAUUGGGGUAGGCUACGCAGUUGAAUCGAUCGAUCUAUUAAGAUCUAGCGAAGGUCUCGCUCUAGAUGACACAUUCACGCAACGACACACACACACACACACACACACACAAACACAUAAUUGCGCGCGCAAAGAACAAUGUGACAUCAUAUUUUUGCGUACAGCCUACAUCAUUUCUUAUACUCCUUUCUCGCUUUGGGCCAUUCGCGGAACGAUUUAUUCAUUUGAAUAUUAUUUUAACGAUUAUUUUGAAAUGUAUAUUUGAUCUCGAUAAUAUUUCUAAUAUACUAAUAUCCAAUAGACAUUUACAAAUUUUAUAUAUUGACGAAUUUAAUGAAACAAUUUUUGCAAAUAAAUGACAUGUUUUCAAAGAAUUCGACAUCGCUUAGACUCAUCCUUACAGCUGUAUUAAAUUAUAAUGUCAGAAACAAAAACUUAUAUGAAUCAUUUUUCUUGUAUGUAUAAAACAAAAUUUUCUUCGUAUAUCAGAAAUUAUAAUCCCAUAUACAAUGAAACAGAUUUAUUAGAAAUUUUCUUUGUAUU